AUGAUCACGGGACGUUAUGCUCUGGCGCCCGUUUCGGAGUCAAAGUUGAAUUCCAAUAACUUCAGCCAGAACUGUAUCCGUUCGUUCGCAGGUGACACGAAAGACUUCAAACACCGGACUAAUCACCACAAUAUGACCUUGAGGAGAUCCAUGACUGUUGGACUUGGGGAGGAGGACCUUGUCUAUAAAAGGGCCAGAACGACCCCGAGACAAGAGAAGGCUAGAAUUCUCAAGAUGAGGCUCCAGCUUGCCUACUACAAGGUCAAAACUAACCAGACCGAUGUUCCGAUCCAUCGCUUGAGGUUUCCAAAAGAAGGUGACAACAACUUGACCGGAACGCACUCUUCUCCUCAAUCUCCAACCAGGGGUGCUGCUGAGAGUGGAAAAGGCAUGGAUGCCUUGUCUGAUCUCUUGGCAGCUUCUUCUCCUCUUUUGAAAAAGAGCUCUCACAAGCUCCACAGAAAGGCGAAUACAAUAAGUGUGUCGCGAAACACGGGCUUGCCUCCAACAUUUGAGGAGUCAGUGCUAAGGAGAAGUAACGUUUCACGGACUUUAAAUUCUAGAACACAACGCCACGGUAAGCUUGAAAAUGUUGUUGCAAGAAGAUCUUCUCGCAUCUCCCAGCAUUCAGCAUUCAAAAGGUCCGAGCACAUAACUAAUGGUUCGAGAAGAAUUGGUUUGACGCUUCCUACACCGUUCCUUCACCAAAGUUUUUCAAGCAAGACUUCCCCUUCAAGAUUCGUAAUAUCUCCGAAUUGUGCGACAACUCACACGGGUAAAGAUAACUUCCUUCUUCCAGGGGUCAGUUCCACACUACCACCAAUUCCUGUUUCACAGUUAAGCGACACUAGGAGUGCCAGACCUGCCAGACAACUAAAUUUGCUUAAUUCGGAAGGAAAUGCAACAUGCCACCAAAAGCAGCAUUCUGCGAGCGAGGUCUUGCAUUAUAAGGAUAUUGGACAGGAUGCGGAUGCAACCAUACCACAAAACACAUCAUCACUCAUAAUGUCCACUCCAACAAAAAUCCCAAAGAUAGUCCCUACUUCAAUUCUGGACAAGGACAAAGCGGUCGAUCAGGAUGAAACUCAGAUUCAAUCACCAUUACGUGUUUUGUCAACUCCUUCUUCAAUAGGGGCCGCUAAGUGUCUGCUACAGCUAGCUCGCAGAUAA
Brettanomyces bruxellensis is the source of this 1170-nucleotide messenger RNA. RefSeq lists its product as uncharacterized. The record is from RefSeq and is a predicted model, not a curated record. Lineage: Eukaryota; Fungi; Ascomycota; Pichiomycetes; Pichiales; Pichiaceae. Bases 1 to 1170 code for a protein of 389 amino acids. The transcript has a single exon.